UGUAAAAACACGCCCACAUACACAAACAGCACGCGUUUCACUCUGGUUUCACUGCAGUCGUGGGGUUUAAAAACCUGCUUUAACGGGGUCGUGGGGUUUAAAAAACCUGCUGUAACUGGGUCGUGGGGUUUAAAAAACCUGCUGUAACUGGUUCCGGUUGUGUCGUUAGCCCGGGAAGGCUCGGGCUGAAACGACCAGGAUGGUGAAGUGUGUCGUCACCGGGUGUCCGAACCGCUCGGUGGACGUUAACCGGGGGGUCUUCAAACCAACACCGAAGAGGUUCUUCGACUUCCCUAAAGAUCCCGCUCGGGUUAAGAUUUGGCUGGCGGCGCUUCGGGAGACGGACAGAGAUGAGCUGACGGAGCAGCACCAGAUCUGUGAAGACCACUUCCUGCCAGACGACGUCACCAGCAACGGCAUCAACCCUGCUGCCAUUCCCAUCAUGCCCCCCUACCUGGACGGGCAGCUGGGCCUCAUCAGCCCCUGGACGGCCGAGUCCUCGGAGGAGGAGGAGGAGGAGGAGGAGGAGGAGCAGUGGGGGACAGGAGGCUGUGAAGAAGAAGAAGAAGAGGAGGAGGAGGAGGAGGAUGAAGGUGGAGAUGCUGCUGCACCACAGCAGGAUCACGAUCAGGGAUGUUUUAAAAUCCCUCCUGAGCCUCGGACCACCAGUCCUGCAGCGCCGCAGACCAAACCCUGGAUCAGGUCCAAAGGGGUGAGACAAGAUGUGUCUCUGGGCACGCUGACUCGUGGUUUCCUCGAGUUGCUGCAGUCGUCUCCUGACGGCUGCGUGGACAUCCAUCAGGCGAUGAUGAGGCUUCAGACGCGCCGCCGCCGAGUCUACGACAUCACCAAUGUCCUGGACGGCAUCAACCUCAUCGAGAAACAGUCCAAGAACAAAGUCAAGUGGACAGGUCGCUGCUCCAUCUCCAGCCUGGCUAACCUGCAGAAACUGAAGGAGCUGGAGAACCUGAAGCAGGUGGAGGACGCGCUGGACGGCCUCAUCAAAAGCUGCGCCCGGCAGCUCUUCGACAUGACGGACGACACCAAAAACGCCUCGUGUGCCUACGUGACCCUGGAGGACGUGAGCCAGCUUCCAGUGUUCCACGAUCAGACGGUGAUCGUGGUUAAAGCUCCGGAGGAAACCAAGCUGGAGAUCCCUGCUCCCAGAGAGGAUGUCAUUCAGGUCCACCUGAAGGCCGUGCGGGGGUCUGUCACGGUGCUGACCUGCGAGGUGGACUCGGGAGGAGCCUCCAGCCCAGAGCCCGGAGAGAUAAGGAAACAUUUUGAAAAGCUGGAGGAGAGCCGGAUCAAGACAAGCCGCCUGCACACAGAGUCUUCAGGUCCUCAGAGUGCUGUGAAGAGUGCAUAACCAUCAGAAGACCACCAGGGGGCGCCAGAGCUCAGGACUCAAACCCUGGAAACACGACGAGGAGCUGGAUCAGACCACCUGCAGGCACCAAACACGGCCCAGAGGUCAAAGGUCAGGGACUGAAUCAGCUGAGACAACACCUAGCAGCCCCGACCUGUCACUCAAAGAGGCCACGCCCCCUAACUUUACAUCACAGCUCUACAGACCCAAACUGUUUAACAUGGGGCUCUAUGAGGACUGACUCACUGCAGGAGACAGACUCUAGUGGACACUGGAGGAACUGCAGCUG
This is a messenger RNA of Labrus bergylta (ballan wrasse), 1658 nucleotides long. The record is from RefSeq and is a predicted model, not a curated record. Lineage: Eukaryota; Metazoa; Chordata; Actinopteri; Labriformes; Labridae.